Messenger RNA from Ustilago hordei, 3006 nucleotides. RefSeq lists its product as uncharacterized. The transcript has a single exon. The coding region runs from base 1 to 3006 and encodes 1001 amino acids. The record is from RefSeq and is a predicted model, not a curated record. NCBI's taxonomy places the organism in Eukaryota, Fungi, Basidiomycota, Ustilaginomycetes, Ustilaginales, Ustilaginaceae.
AUGUCUCUGCGGGCCGACUCGGUCUACCGUGUCGACUUGCGAGCAGAGGUGGAGAAAGAUGCCCAAUUCCCACCUGAGGUCCUCCAGAUCCGCCUUACGGAACAAGCUCUGCAGCAGCUUGCCAAUGCAUACACCUCCUCAACUCGCUCUGCAGCGCACAUACGCAUCGACGUCGACCCGUCAGAUCCAGUCCUGCUCAUCGGCGACACCUCCUUCUCCCUGCAUGCACCCCUCCCAGCAAGCGGCUCACAGUCAGCCUCCGAUGCUGCCUCAACCUCUACAGCACCACACGAGCUCUACAAGCUUUCCAAAGACGAGUCGACAUUACACCGCAUUGGUACCAUCUCCACCAAGCUUACCGUCAAGCCCACUCGCGAUGUCUCCGCCGUCGCCCAACGACUCAAGCAGCAGAAGGAAGAGCAGGAGCAACGCAAGCAAGAGCGUCGUAAGGCUUUGAUCGCCGGUGCCUCUCCACAGCUUUCUGCUUCAUCAUCUUCCAGAACUGGAACCAACAAGGCGCUGGCCAGCGUCAGAGCUGCCGGUGCAUCUACCUUGUUGGCCUCUUCUCCCUUGUCCAGGUCGAGUAGCUUGAACAAGUUGUCAAGUCGUCGAGAGCCCAGUCUGUUACAAGCUGCUUCGGUGUCGAAUGCUGCAAGUCGAGAGCCUUCGCCUGGUGCUGGUGCGGGUGCUGGUGCUGGUGCUAGCGGUGGCUCGCCUGCGGUCGGGGCACAUGCCAGGCUGCAAGGUGCUUCGUAUCAUGCGGGGAGGACAGGCAGGGCCAGUACCGAUUCACCAAAGACUGCGGCUGCUGCUCAUCCGCGAGGUGCUACAGCGGAACAUAGCCCGGCGCCGAAGGCCGGUAGCGGCCUAUUCGAUCACCGACCCAAUGAUGUCGGAGAGGAGGGGCAAUACUCAGAUGAAGAGAGGGGGAGGCAGCCCGCUGUAUUAUCUUCACCAGCCUCUGGUGCUUCUGAUUUGGCCCAUGGUGCGGCCAAGAAGACGAAUAAGCUCACGACACGUCAGCGUCUAGCCAAGGCGACGAAAGCAGGAAGUCGUCUCCUUGCCGUAUCUGAACGAAAAGCCACUCCCGAACGGCGCCCAACACCAUCAAGCACGCAGGUCUCACCGCCGUCCAAGGCAGGCGCUUCAAAUAGCCUGACUGAGGCGAGUAGGUCCAUCCCGAAAGCAGUCGCUGAUGAGCCAUCAGUCGCUCACCAUGCAAGCUCGCCAAAGGCGAAAGCUAGUCAGGCGGCCGUGUCUCGUUCUUCGCCUACAGCAAGGCCGGAGCGAGAUGAUCGUCCAGCAGACGGCCGUAUACGAGGCAGAACGGCUGCUGAGAAAGGUCGCAAAUUAUCGCCAACACCAGCUUCAACUAGCAAAUUAAUAAAGGAUGAGGCAUCAAGCGGCUCAAAGCGACGCGCAGACGAGUCUGUCUCACAGAAACAAGUUCAAGUUAGACGUAAUGGGACCGCCGUCACGUCGAGCCGAGCCUCAGCAACCUCGGUCGAGAGGAAACCUGUCGAUACCAAGGCAAAGAGCGAUGUAUCACCCCUCGAUGACAGGAAUGUGCCUAGAACCAGCAGCAAGCUUGUCGCAAGCAGUAGCAGCAGCAAGUCCGCAGCAACAUCAAAGCAUGCUUCUCCUGCGCCAGUGCAGGUGGUUACCAUGCGUAAAGCAAAGACCUCCGCCGCUGCCGACGCCGCGCCAUCCAAAAAAUCUGUAGCAGAAGCUUCGACUGCCUCCCGUGCUUCUCGGCGCUCAGAAACGGAAACUGCAAAACGUGGCCGUCCAACUCAUUCCGAAACAAACGGUCGGUCGGAGAGACCAGCAGAUCGAGAAACUGCAUCUUCUUCAACUUCACCCACAAAGCAAGCUGCAGCACGCAAGAGCGACGAUCACUCCGCCGAUGUUGGACAGCGGAAGCGUCGCCGCACCAACGACUUGGACCCUUGCGACCGUCUCAUGCAGCAGCAUCGUGACGAGAAAGUCUCUGCCUCUGUCGGCUCGACUCCUCUUCAUCGAAACGAAAGCCUACCGAGAACACGAGAGGCAAGUCGAGAAGGUUCAUUACGACGGGUCGAACCGGUAUCACCUCGCGAAAGCACAGCGCGGGGCAGUAUACCAGUCUCGGCGUCGAUGCCUUCCUUCGCUUCCUCAGCUACGCGCUUACAAGCUGUGUCUGAGAAAGCUGGUCGUACAAACAAGGAAGAGUACCACGACAGGCGUCGCGAUCGCUACUAUGACGAGGAUUACGAAGCAGCCAAUCUGGAAAAAAAGGAUUCCAAGCGGGGACGCAGCACAACAGCCGACGAUCGAAAUUCAUCUCGUGCACUCUCUUCCACAUCAUCCACUGUCGCCGCAGUCAAAUCUCCUUCUAGACAAGAUCGACCCAUCAAAGGCGUCGGUCCAGGAGCCACCCACUGGUCUGAACCAUGGCUCGACGUCCGUUCUCGUUCCGACUGGCAUCGACUCGCCCAACGAUUCGCCAAAACUCAACAAGAAUACCUCUCCAUGCGUAAACGGCUCGAAGCAGAAAGCGAACGACUCGAUCGAGAACUCGCGCUCGCAUCCGCUGAAGAACAAGACACUCCACGUCAAAGUCUUCUCUUUUCCCCACACAAACAGAAAGAGGUCAAUGUGGAGAUGCAAGAUUUAGCAGAAGAGACGGCGGUGAACACUAGUAUCAAUUCCCAGACGUCUAAAGUAAAGGAAGCGGGUGGCGAUGGGAAUGAGUCACCCGAGGAGGGAGAGAUGCAAUCUGAUGAUGAACAGGAAAAGCAAGAGAUAAGAAGAAGUGAGAGUCCGGAUAAUUUGGCUUGGCGACCCACCACCCAGACUCAGCGGGAGGAUGGCGAAAGACCAUUGAGUUACACGGAUUUAGCGAGGAAAGUUGCGCAGUUGGCGGAAUUGCAUGCAAGUUUGAGUAGAAUGCAUACAGUUUUGGUCGAGUUCAAGAGUAAGCGUAAUGCUGCUGGCUUCAAGCAAUCCGAUGCUUCCUUCCCAUGA